This is a messenger RNA of Dovyalis caffra, 1494 nucleotides long. NCBI's taxonomy places the organism in Eukaryota, Viridiplantae, Streptophyta, Magnoliopsida, Malpighiales, Salicaceae. The record is from the annotation of a GenBank genome assembly.
AUGGAAGAAGGAGAAAUAUCUAGCCCUUUACUUGUCGAAGAAAGGACUCAAAUACAUGGUGCCAGUGGAGGAGAAGAGCAGAGAGGAGGUUCUUCAGCAACAACUAUGGUGGUGUUUAGUACCCUUGUUGCUGUGUCAGGUUCAUAUGUUUUUGGAUCAGCUAUAGGAUAUUCAUCACCUACUCAACCUGGAAUCAUGAAGGACCUGGCUCUCUCUGUAGCAGAGUACUCACUUUUUGGUUCAAUAUUGACGAUUGGGGCCAUGAUAGGCGCAAUAAUGAGUGGAAAAAUAGCAGAUUAUAUUGGUCGAAGAGGUAUCUUGAUUUUUCUCUACUUUGGCUGUGACAAACCAGACAAUGGGCUUUUCAGAAAUAUUCUGCAUUAUAGGGUGGAUCCUAAUAGCAUUCUCCAAGGGGACAUUAGUAUAUGUUGCAAGGUUGCUUGGUUGCUUGAUGUUGGAAGACUGCUUGUAGGGUAUGGCAUGGGCCUUCUUUCCUAUGUGGUUCCCAUAUACAUAGCUGAAAUUACUCCUAAGAAUCUUCGAGGAGGUUUUACAACAGUUCAUCAGUUGGUGAUAUGCUGUGGGGUGUCAAUUACAUAUCUUAUUGGAGCUUUCGUGUCCUGGAGAAUCUUAGCUCUAAUUGGAACUAUUCCAUGUAUUGUUCAGAUUGUCGGUCUAUUCUUCAUUCCAGAAUCUCCUAGAUGGUUGGCAAAGAUUGGGCGAGGUAAAGAGUGUGAAACAGCUCUACAGUGCCUUAGAGGGCACAAGGCUGAUAUUUCUGAUGAAGUAGCUGAGAUUAGAGAUUACACAGAAACCAUUCAGCAGCUUUCAGAAGCUAGCAUAUUUGAAUUAUUCCAGUGGAAAUAUGCUCAUUCCCUCAUCGUUGGAGUUGGCCUGAUGGUACUGCAACAAUUUGGAGGGGUCAAUGGCAUUGCAUUUUAUGCAAGUUCCAUAUUUAUAUCAGCAGGGUUCUCUGGCAGUAUUGGGAUGAUUGCAAUGGUUGCUGUUCAGAUUCCAAUGACAGCACUUGGAGUAGUUCUGAUGGAUAUAUCUGGACGACGUCCUCUUCUGAUGGUCUCUGCAGCAGGAACAUGCUUGGGUUGCUUUCUUGCAGCAUUAUCAUUCUUGUUCCAGGACCUCAAUAAAUUGGUAGCGGUCUCUCCAUUUCUAGCACUUUUUGGUAUACUGAUUUAUACAGGAUCAUUCUCACUAGGUAUGGGAGGGAUUCCAUGGGUUAUUAUGUCUGAGGUCUUCCCUAUAAACAUGAAGGGCUCAGCGGGAAGCCUAGUGACACUAGUUAGCUGGUUAGGUUCUUGGAUUAUAUCUUAUUCUUUCAACUUCUUGAUGAAUUGGAGUUCAACAGGAACAUUCUUCAUAUUCUCAUCCAUAUGUGGCCUAACCGUCCUGUUUGUGGCAAAGCUGGUACCAGAGACCAAGGGGCGAACACUAGAAGAAAUACAAGCAUCAAUGAAUCCGUUUUCAAGGAAGAGAUAA